This is a messenger RNA of Synchiropus splendidus (mandarinfish), 1611 nucleotides long. Its product is annotated as tubulin alpha chain-like. Gene Ontology annotation, biological process: mitotic cell cycle; microtubule cytoskeleton organization. The transcript is spliced from 4 exons. Bases 138 to 1487 code for a protein of 449 amino acids. The record is from RefSeq and is a predicted model, not a curated record. NCBI's taxonomy places the organism in Eukaryota, Metazoa, Chordata, Actinopteri, Syngnathiformes, Callionymidae. Gene Ontology annotation, cellular component: cytoplasm; microtubule. Gene Ontology annotation, molecular function: GTP binding; structural constituent of cytoskeleton.
UGACAGUUGACGUUACUCUGACACGACUUUCUCACUCGAACCACAUUGUCGGUCGAAGUGGAAGAAACGACCCAAAAUACACCUUUACGCUCAGAAAUCCUCUUUUAUUUUCUCACUCACUCGACUCAGCUGAAGCCAUGCGUGAAUGCAUCUCAGUCCAUGUUGGCCAGGCUGGUGUCCAAAUGGGCAACACCUGCUGGGAGCUCUACUGUUUGGAGCACAAAAUCCAGCCUGAUGGGCAGAUGCCAAGAACACAGGACUCAGAGGUUCACGAUGAUUCCUUCACCACCUUCUUCAGUGAAACCGGGGCGAGGAAGUAUGUCCCGAGGGCGAUCUUUGUCGAUCUGGAGCCCACGGUGAUCGAUGAGGUCCGGACUGGGUCUUACCGCCAGCUCUUCCACCCGGAGCAGUUGAUCUCAGGAAAGGAAGACGCAGCCAACAAUUACGCCCGUGGACACUACACAAUCGGCAAAGAAAUCAUUGACUCUGUCCUCGAUAGGAUUCGCAAACUGGCGGACCAGUGCACUGGUCUCCAGGGAUUCCUGGUCUUCCAUUCCUUCGGUGGAGGCACUGGCUCAGGCUUCACCUCUCUGCUAAUGGAGCGUCUCUCCGUUGACUUCGGCAAGAAGUCCAAGCUUGAGUUUGCGAUCUACCCAGCUCCCCAGGUUUCCACUGCUGUGGUGGAGCCCUACAACUCCAUCCUGACCACCCACACCACCCUGGAGCACUCCGACUGUGCCUUCAUGGUGGACAACGAAGCCAUCUAUGACAUCUGCCGCAGGAACCUGGACAUCGAACGCCCUUCUUACACCAACCUCAACCGCCUUAUCAGCCAGAUUGUGUCCUCCAUCACAGCGUCCCUUCGCUUCGAUGGCGCCCUGAAUGUGGAUCUCACUGAGUUCCAGACCAAUCUGGUGCCUUACCCUCGUAUCCACUUCCCACUAGCUACCUACGCCCCAGUCAUCUCUGCAGAGAAAGCCUACCACGAGCAGCUGUCAGUUGCAGAAAUCACCAACGCCUGCUUCGAGCCAGCCAACCAGAUGGUGAAGUGCGACCCCCGUCACGGUAAAUACAUGGCGUGCUGCCUGCUGUAUCGCGGUGACGUGGUGCCCAAAGAUGUCAACGUGGCCAUUGCUGCCAUCAAAACCAAACGCACCAUCCAGUUUGUGGACUGGUGCCCCACCGGCUUCAAGGUGGGCAUCAACUACCAGCCCCCCACUGUGGUCCCAGGAGGAGACCUGGCCAAGGUGCAGAGGGCGGUGUGCAUGCUGAGCAACACCACUGCCAUCGCCGAGGCCUGGGCUCGCCUGGACCACAAGUUUGACCUCAUGUACGCCAAGAGGGCCUUUGUCCACUGGUAUGUGGGGGAGGGGAUGGAGGAGGGAGAGUUCUCCGAGGCCAGAGAAGACAUGGCAGCGCUGGAGAAGGAUUACGAAGAAGUUGGCAUUGAUUCCUUUGAGGAAGAUGAGGAAGGAGAGGAGUACUAAAGAGGCUGUGCGCCGUUUACCAUUAUCUUUCUCUUUUUAUUUGUGUUUGCAUUUGUACAAUCUGAUCUAAUGGUUUGUCCGAUGGAUGCACUGAUAUUUGCGCAAUAAAUCUUACUUCAGUUUA